AUGGCAAGCUUCUUCCAGCAGUCAUUGGCGACGGGAUGGAGCUUCAAGGACGCCGAGGAUAACUCUGCGGAGGCCUGGAUGCCGGUCGCACAAGUCCCCUCCGUGGUGCAUCAAGAUCUGAUAGCCAAUAACAAGCUACAGGAUCCCUACGUUGGGUUUCGCGAGCUGGAUGCGAGAUGGGUGAAUGAGAAAUCAUGGACCUACCGCACCGUCUUUCAGAAGCCCGCCGUUCCCGCGGGGUCGUCCGUGAUUCUCGCGUUUGACGGUCUGGAUACUUUCGCCAAAGUCAAACUGAACGGAAAUGUCAUCCUGGAGAGCAACAACAUGUUCCUAGCUCAUCGCAUUGAUGUGACCAAAGCCCUCGGGGCGGACGGGGACCAUGUAUUGGAAAUCGAUUUUGACUGUGCCAUGCUGCGCGCACGGGAGCUGCGCGCCAAAGACCCUCAGCACAAGUGGGUAGGGUUCAACGGUGACCCCGCCCGCAUGGGAGUGCGGAAGGCUCAAUAUCACUGGGGCUGGGACUGGGGUCCGGUCCUAAUGACCGCAGGCAUCUGGCGCGAUGUGCGGCUGGAGGUGUACACCGCGAGAGUGGCGGACCUCUGGACGGAGACGGACUUGGCUGUAGACCAUCAUGCCGCGCAAAUCUCUGCCUUCGCACAGGUCGAAGGUGCUAUUUCCUCGUCCAAGGUCAACUUUAUUCUAAGCCUUCAUGGUCAGGAAGUCGCUCGUGCCGUGGCAGAGCCCCAGGACCAGGUUGCAAAAGUGGCGUUUGACGUGCAACAACCCUCCCUGUGGUGGCCCAAUGGGUACGGAGAUCCUACCCUGUAUGAGAUCUCAGCUACCUUGGACCAAGACGGUGCCACUGUCCACCAGAUCUCCAAGAAGAUCGGUAUCCGGACAGCAGAGGUCGUGCAGCGACCUGACAAGCAUGGAAAGUCUUUCUUCUUCCGCAUCAACGGCGUGGACAUUUUCUGUGGUGGCUCCUGCUGGAUUCCUGCGGAUAACCUCCUUCCAAGCAUUAGUGCUGAACGCUACCGCAAGUGGAUCGAGUUGAUGGUCCAUGGCCGGCAGGUGAUGAUCCGUGUGUGGGGAGGAGGCUGCUACGAAGAUGAUAGUUUCUAUCAAGCAUGCGAUGAACUGGGUGUCAUGGUGUGGCAGGACUUCAUGUUCGGCUGUGGAAACUACCCGACCUGGCCGGAGAUGCUCGAAUCUGUGGAGAAGGAGGCCAUCUAUAAUGUCCGCCGUCUGCGCCACCAUCCCUCGAUUGUCGUCUAUGUCGGAAACAAUGAAGAUUACCAGGUACAGGAGCAGCAAGGCCUGACCUAUAACUUUGAAGACAAGGAUCCGCAAAACUGGCUGAAAUCCGACUUCCCUGCUCGUUAUAUCUACGAGAAGAUCCUUCCCGAGGUGGUCCAGAGAUACUCUCCCAGCACCUUCUACCAUCCCGGUAGUCCCUGGGGUGAUGGCAAGAUCACUUCCGAUCCCACGGUUGGAGAUAUGCACCAGUGGAACGUCUGGCACGGUACACAGGAGAAAUACCAGAUCUUCGACACCCUGGGUGGUCGGUUCAACAGUGAAUUCGGUAUGGAGGCAUUCCCCCAUAUGUCCACCAUUGAGUACUUUGUCGAAAACGAGAAAGACAAGUACCCUCAGUCGCACGUUCUGGACUUCCACAACAAGGCCGACGGCCAUGAGCGCAGGAUCGCCACGUACCUUGUUGAGAACCUGAGAACCGCGACGGAUCUAGAGACAUACAUCUACCUCACUCAAGUGGUCCAAGCAGAGACCAUGAUGUUUGGAUACCGCGGAUGGCGUCGCCAGUGGGGCGACGAAAGACACUGCGGUGGUGCUCUGCUUUGGCAACUGAACGACUGCUGGCCAACCAUCUCGUGGGCCAUCGUGGACUAUUUCCUCCGGCCCAAGCCUGCAUUCUACGCGGUCGCCCGUGUGCUCAACCCCAUUGCGGUGGGUGUGCGCCGUGAACACCAUGACUGGAGUGUGACCCACGCACAGCCCCCCAAGAAGAGCAAGUUCGAGCUCUGGGUCGCCAGUAACCUGCAAAAGGAGACACGCGGCAUGGUGGAACUGAAGUUCUUGUCUGUGGACACCGGCCGCGAGAUCCGCGAACGCAUCGUUCGCGAGGAUGUGAUCAUCGUCCCCAACGGCACGACGGAUAUCAUUGUCGAUGGAGUCAUCGACCACCAGGAGUAUGCGGAGCCGCACGUCCUGGCGGCGCGGCUGUGGGUUGACGGCAAGAUCGUGGCGCGCGACGUGGACUGGCCUCAGCCGUUCAAGUACCUGGAUCUGUCCGGGCGCGGCCUGGAGGUCAAGACGGUAUCGACGUCGGAUGAUCAACAGACCUUGCUGAUCAGCGCGCAGAAGCCGGUGAAAUGCCUCGUGUUUGAGGAGAGAGACGGGGUCCGGCCGCAACUCAUCUUCUGUCACCGCAAACACCACCAACUUCCUCCCGCUCUCCAAUUCCCUCUCAAUUCCUCUGUAACCACCGCAUGGCGGGUACCAAACGCUCCUGGGAAGGCAGAGAACUCCGCAUCUCCGACUCCCCCGCACAGUCCGCCAUGGCCUCCACGACCGACUCCGCGACGCAAAUCCAGUCGAUUUUCUCGACCUUCCGCGACGAGCUGGACCAGCACCACGACCGGCGCGAGCGAGUCAUCAAGACGUCGCGGGACAUCACCGCCCUCAGCAAGAAGAUUCCGAACCAUCCACGCCCCGAUCCCGCCCUCCAUCGCCAAAGAAACCUCCUCCCGCUUCGCCCAAAUCACCGACCUCUUCCGCGCCGUCAUCCCAGACGUCACCGGCGUCAACCGCUGGCGCUACCAGCGCCAGCUCAGCGGCGCCAUCCAGGAGUUCAUCGAGGCCCUCUCCUUCCACCACUACCUCGAGCACCAGCGUCUGAUUACCCGCGCCGAAGUCGCUGCCCAUCUCCCCGAGGAGAUCCUUGUUACCGAGGAGGACUACCUUUUGGGUCUGUUUGAUCUGACUGGUGAGAUGAUGCGGUUCGCUGUGACGGCGUUGUCGGGCGGGGGGCAGAAAGGUGACACCGACAAGGAUAAGGAGACUGGGGGAGAUGCGCAUGUGGAUGGGAGUUUGUCGCAUGGCCCGCGACUACAGGAUAGUCAGGCGGGCCUUGUGGUUGACCUGCGCGAGAUGCGGUCGCUGUUUGAGGCGCUGAGCGUGCCGCGCCGACAUAACAUGCUGCGCGACAUGGGGAAGAAGGUCGAUGUCAUGCAGAGUAGUGUUGAGAAGGUGGAGCGCGCGGCGUAUGGGAUUCUGGUGCGCGGAAGUGAGCGGCCGGCUGGGUGGAGGCCGGAUUUGUCGGUGGUUGAGACCGAGUAUUGA
Molecule: messenger RNA, 3360 nt
Organism: Aspergillus terreus NIH2624
Lineage: Eukaryota; Fungi; Ascomycota; Eurotiomycetes; Eurotiales; Aspergillaceae
Exons: 7
Coding region: 1-3360 (1119 amino acids)
Biological process (GO): carbohydrate metabolic process; glycoprotein catabolic process
Molecular function (GO): beta-mannosidase activity; sequence-specific DNA binding
Source: RefSeq, a predicted model, not a curated record